Closterium sp. Naga37s-1 is the source of this 1155-nucleotide messenger RNA. Lineage: Eukaryota; Viridiplantae; Streptophyta; Zygnematophyceae; Desmidiales; Closteriaceae. The record is from the annotation of a GenBank genome assembly.
AUGGCCGCCGGCGAUAGUAGGCUCACGCAGCCGCGGGGAAGUUCCUCCAAUCCGCAAGCAGCCAGAAACGCGUCGCACACGGCGCAAAACGCGGUGCCAAAUCCGACCGCCGCGGCGGAGCUUCCGCUGCCCUCAUUCCACGUGGACGUGGCGAUUGCUGGCGGCGGACUCGCGGGGCUCGCGCUCGCCGCCGGCCUGCAGGCGCGCGGCAUCGAGGCGGCCGUUUUCGAGGCAGCGCCCGCCGCGCGACGAUCGAACAACAGAGCUGAUAUUGCGGAGGAGGGGGGUGCGGUGCAGCAGCAGCGCGAGCUGGUGGUGGUUCGUGCAAAGAUUCUGGUCGCAGCGGACGGCGUGCGAUCAGCCGUGCGAAAUCAGAUGAUCGGCGACUCGCCUCGGUAUUUGGAGCAGUUUGGAUGGAACGCGCGUGUGCCUAGCCAGCCAAGCGGGGACGUGAGCCAACAGCAGAAUCGAACGGUGCUUUCGUUUAAGGAUGCGGUUACGGGUUACCAGCUCUUCCACACUGCUGGCUUCCAUAGCGAAACAGUAAGCGCUGCUGACCCUGAUGGCCAGCUGAAGGCCGAGCUCGAACAAACACCUUUUGGUGGCUUUGGCAAGCCAGGCGUCAAGGACCGGUUGAUGUGCCACGUCAGCAAGCACAUUGCAGACCCCUCAGCGCAUGACACCUGGCAUACCGUGCUCCAGGCGGUUACCACAACGGACCCCGGUAACAUCUACGAGCGGUGGAUGAUGGACCGGCCUCCUCCGAAGGAUUCUUGGAGCGACUCCAAGUGUGGUAACAGGGUUGUUCUUAUGGGGGAUGCCGCACAUGCCAUGCAUCCCGAACUAGGGCAAGGUGCUCAAACUGCCUUUGAGGAUGCUCACCAGCUGUCCCUAUGCCUUGCUGAAAUCAAGGAUGUGCUUGCCGAGCCUGCUGCCGUGGCUGCUGCGGUUCGGGAGUACGAGGAUUGGAGGAUUGAUAGGUGCGUGAGAAUCCAUGCGUACGCCACUGCAGCUCAUGGGUUUGGAGAGGAGGCGAGACUUGUGAGGGAACUUUCUCCUCCUGAGAAGAGCAAGUUGUUCAUGGAGUUUCAGAAGUGGAUCCUUGCAUAUCCAGACAAGAUCAAAGGUGAUCCUGAAUCCACCUACUUCAAGUGA